This is a messenger RNA of Theobroma cacao (cacao), 3547 nucleotides long. Its product is annotated as ubiquitin carboxyl-terminal hydrolase 8-like. NCBI's taxonomy places the organism in Eukaryota, Viridiplantae, Streptophyta, Magnoliopsida, Malvales, Malvaceae. Gene Ontology annotation, biological process: protein deubiquitination. Gene Ontology annotation, molecular function: cysteine-type deubiquitinase activity. The record is from RefSeq and is a predicted model, not a curated record.
UCCAUCAAUUAGACAGUUCCCUAGAACGCUCUACGUGAUCCUCGCCCUCUACUCCCACACUCUCAUCAACGGCGCGUGCAAUCCACCCCUCCCCCUUCGGAAACCCUCAAGAACGUUUUGGGAGCAAACAAAAUCGACGAUUCCGAACCCAGACAACAUGCAGCCAUCGUUCUUCCAUUUAUGCACUAAAAGCUCAAUUUUUCAAUUAUAAUCGCCAAAACGACGACGCGUUUGCUAUCGGUGAAGGUCGCGAAUCUUUCUAUCCCCGCUGUCAGGCUCUUCAAGGCGGUGUUGUCGAAAGCCCUACGCGCCUUGUUCUUCUUCUCGAUGGACGACAGCUUCUCUUCCGAGGACGACGAUCAUCUCUUCGACCUCGAUUACCACCCAUACGCUCGUAAGCGGCCUCUCUCUUCCCGCCUCGAUCGCGACGAACAUGACGAAACCGACGACGAGGAGACCAAUCGCCAGAAGCUCUACCUAGUUCCGUACAGGUGGUGGAAGGAGACUCAAAGAAGUGUUGCUGAUCAAAUAGGAGGCAUUUUGUACACCGUGUUAUCCAAUGACAACUUUGCUGAUUCGCAAAUUGUACUGGAAUUGAGGAAGGAAGAGAGUUCCGGGGAUAGGGUUAAGGCGGAAGAAGGGGUAUCUGGCCGUGCAUAUGCCUUGGUUAAUGAAGCAUUGUGGUUGCAGACUCUUAAAUGGCACAAUGACUCUAAAGCAUCAGAGAAUGAUGCUAGGAACCAUAUUGUUGCUGAAGAUCAAUCACAGGAAGUGUUUCCUUUGCAGAUAAGGCUUUCUUUUUCACCAGAAACAAAUUCGUUGUUAGUAAAGAUCAGCUUAAAGGACAAUACUGUCAAUCUUUAUCGGAGAGCUUGCUGUAUUUUCAGUUCCGAAUCUGAGCUGUUGCAGAUAUGGGACUUCUCAGGGCAGACAAGCCAGUUUGUUAUGAAUGAAAUCAUCAAUUUGCCCAACAUUUCUUCUGGAAAACCAGGGAAAGAGACUCUUCUUGAAUUGCACGUUAAUGGGUUUUUUGUUACUACAACUGAGACCAAUGAGAGAUCAGCUGAACUGUCUAGGACAGAAAAUAGCCUUGGCAAGAGUCAAGUAAAGACAAAUGGCAGCAGUGACAACCUAAGCUUGAUGCUAACUGACGCAUCACCGUCUGGUAGUGGUUAUAGAGGCAUUGGUCUAUUGGGCUUGACAGGACUACAAAAUCUUGGAAAUACUUGUUUCAUGAACAGCGCAAUUCAGUGUUUGGUGCAUACUCCACAGCUUGUUGAUUACUUCCUAGGAGAUUAUCAAAAAGAUAUAAAUUAUGAAAACCCUUUGGGAAUGAAUGGUGAACUUGCUUUAGCAUUUGGAGAAUUGUUAAGAAAGCUAUGGGCUCCAGGUGCCGUGCCAGUGGCUCCAAGAAUGUUUAAGUGUAAACUUGCUAAGUUUGCUCCCCAAUUUAGUGGCUACAAUCAGCAUGAUUCGCAAGAAUUUCUUGCUUUUCUGCUGGAUGGCCUUCAUGAAGAUUUGAAUCGUGUAAAAUGCAAGCCGUAUAUAGAAGCUAAGGAUGCAGAGGGCUGUCCAGAUGAAGAAGUGGCAGACGAAUAUUGGCGAAAUCACUUGGCUCGCAAUGAUUCCAUCAUAGUAGAUGUCUGCCAAGGCCAGUAUCGGUCAACAUUGGUGUGCCCUGUUUGCAAGAAGGUGUCUGUGACAUUUGAUCCAUUUAUGUACGUAACACUGCCAUUACCUUCAACAACUAUGCGGACGAUGACUUUGACAGUUUUCAGCACUGAUGGGAUUAUGUUGCCAACUCCAUUUACCAUUGCUGUUCCCAAGUGCGGGAGGCUCAAGGAUCUUAUCAACACAUUAAGUGUGGCAUGUUCUUUAAGAAAUGAUGAAACCCUGCUUGUGGCUGAGAUAUACAAGAAUCAAAUUUUUCGUUUACUAGAUGAACCAUCGGAUUCAUUAGCCUUGAUUAGAGAUGAUGACAAACUUGUUGCUUAUCGGUUACCAAAAGUUAGCGAGACAUACCCAUUAGUUGUGUUCUUACAUCAGCAGGUGGAAAGGUCUUAUAGUUUUGGUGUGGUGGCAUCAAACUGGAAGCCAUUUGGUGUUCCUCUUGUAGCAAGGAUACAGGAUCUUUCAAGUGGAUCUGAGAUCCGUAACCAGUUUCUUAAGUUACUUUGUCCGUUUCUAAUGCCAGUUGAAGAUGUGGUAAACGAUUAUGAUGGUAAUGAGACUGGGAAUACUGUUAAUGAGAAUUCUAAGAUGGAGGAUAUUGUUAGCCCCUUAGUUUCAGAUAGUGAUGUAGGUUCAGACAGUGGAGCAGAGAAUGAUUUUCGUCUGAAUACCGACUUCAAAUUCUACUUGAUCAAUAAAUUGGAACCACUGGAGAUAAAGAUGAAUAAGCCUGUAUCAAUCUCAAGGUUUACCAAGAAGUUUGAUGUGAGUGUUCACUGGUCAGAUAAGAUGAUGGAAAAGUAUGACACAUGCCUUCUCAGCUCAUUACCUGAGGUUUUCAAGCCCCAGUUGUUUACACGAAGGCCUCAAGAAUCCAUUUCCUUGAAUAAAUGUCUUGAAGGUUUCUUGCAAGAGGAACCUCUAGGACCAGAUGACAUGUGGUAUUGUCCCAGGUGCAAGAAGCCUCGGCAAGCCAACAAGAAGUUAGAUCUUUGGAGAUUGCCUGAGAUUUUGGUUAUUCAUUUAAAGAGGUUCUCGUAUAGCCGAUUUUUCAAGAACAAGCUAGAAACUUUUGUUGACUUUCCAAUUCAUGAUCUCAAUCUCUCCAAUUAUAUUUCCCAUAUUGAUAGCCAAUUGUCCAAUUGUUACCAAUUAUAUGCAAUAAGUAAUCACUAUGGAGGCAUGGGAGGCGGUCAUUAUACUGCUUUUGUUGAUCAUGGGCAUGGUAGGUGGUUCGAGUUUGAUGAUGACAAAGUUUUUGCUGUCAGUGAAGACAGAAUUAAGUCAUCUGCUGCUUAUGUCCUUUUCUAUAGGAGAGUCCGGGAGGCGUAACUUUAAUUAAACAUUUAUCAGAAGCAUUGCCCAUUUUUGAAGCCUGAACUGGGGAUUUUAUUUAUGGGCCAACCAACCAAAGAAGCAAAUACAGAUUCCAUUGAAAGGUUAGAGUUUUGAGAAGGAGACUUGUUUUUAUUUACAGUCUCAAAUAGGAGAGAAAAGACAUGAUCCAAAGUUGUACGGUUUUGGAAUGGAAUGGUACCAUUGAAAGAGGUAAGUCAUUACAAUGAUCAAACACUGUCUUACGUGUAUAUAAAGCUGAAUCCAAAGAAAGAUUUGCAGCAAUGUCAAUUUUGUUUCUGCAGAGGGAAGGCUUCGCUUUGUCUAGUAUUACAUUGUUUUGAUGCUUCCUCUUCAAAUUUGUGAUUCUGAUGAUGAAGCUUUGUUUGUUGAUACUCAAAACUUUCAAAUAUUCUUUUAAUUUGGAAACCAGAAGAUUUGUAUAGAUAUAUACUGCUUGCCACCACCUUGUGGAAAAGAAAAUGAUUAAUACAUUAGUGGUAGAGUUUUUGAACUCCUGGUUGGUAUAUAGUUCAAAAUA